Molecule: messenger RNA, 2037 nt
Organism: Chaetomium globosum CBS 148.51
Lineage: Eukaryota; Fungi; Ascomycota; Sordariomycetes; Sordariales; Chaetomiaceae
Exons: 4
Coding region: 1-2037 (678 amino acids)
Cellular component (GO): nucleus
Molecular function (GO): zinc ion binding; DNA binding
Source: RefSeq, a predicted model, not a curated record
AUGCCCUACGACCGCAUUGUCAGCGGGAUCGUGGAGACGAGAGGCAUCCUGCUCAAUGCGCUUGAGGAAUGGAGAGAUAGGGAUACGACACAGUUGUCCGUCUCUAGCUGGCAUACGCGAUGGCUCGAAACCUUGGAACACGUUCGCGGUGUACGGUGCGCGCCCGAUGCGUCGCCUUCGAGCGCCUACUUGCCGUUGUUGGCCUUUUACAUGGACCACGGGAUCCUUGUGCUUAACGCUCAGGCGAGGCGUGAAUUAGCAACAUUAAAUGCCGGUACGACAUCACCGCAAUCUCUGGCCGUCUAUUCUAGGGCGGCUAAAGUAGCAACCCGAACACUCGAUAUUGUGUUAACGGACCCGAUCUUGACCAACUUGCGAUUGGGAUUUCACAACAACCAAUUCAUUAUGAUCUGCCACGCUGUUGCAGAGAUUGUAGAUAUAAGCGAAUGUCACACGGAACCACCCUGCCAUGUCUCCUAUCCUUUUCCCCAUCUUCCUUCACAACGCAGCAUGCAUCAAAGAAACGACGAGGUCCACGUGCAAUUAGCCCUCCAGGCAAUGCAAAAUGACACAAAGCUAAGCGCUCGAGCCGCUGGUAAGAUCUACAAUGUGGAUCACGAGAAGCUAAGCCGCCGGCGACGCGAUAUGGCUAACCGACUGCUUGCCGAACGCGACGCGGGACGCGUCGGGACGCGUUGGGCGUCCAACUUCGUCAAGCGGCAACCAGACCUCACCAUGCGUUUCAAUCGGAAAUACGACUACCAGAGAGCUCUAUGCGAGGAUCCACAUCUUAUUCGUGGCUGGUUCGCGCUUGUGCAAAACACAAUCGCGAAGUACGGUAUCCAGGUGGCUGACAUCUACAACUUUGACGAGAUUGGGUUUCUGAUGGGCGUCAUCUCGACUAUACUGGUUGUCACGGGCUCUGAACGGCGUGGCAGACGGAAGACAAGGCAGCCAGGAAACCGCAAAUGGUCAACUGUGAUCCAGGGUAUCAAUGCCCUAGGCUGGGCAAUCCCACCAUUCAUCAUCGUCGAGGGCAGCUACCACCUCUCUUCUUGGUACGAGAACAGCCCAUUGCCUAAGGACUGGAUGAUUUCUACGUCCGCAAAUGGUUGGACUACCAAUGAGCUUGGUCUGGAUUGGAUUAAGCACUUCGACAAGCACACCAAAGCUCGAACAACUGGGGUUCAUCGCCUCCUCAUCCUCGACGGCCAUGGCAGCCACCACUCGCCUGACUUCGAGCUUUACUGCAAGGAGAACAACAUCAUCACCCUCUGCAUGCCUCCCCAUUCAUCCCACAAGCUCCAGCCAGCCGAUGUUGGGUGUUUCAGCCCGCUGAAGGCGGCAUACGGCAAGCAGAUCGAGGAGAUGAUGCGGGCAAGCAUAACCCACAUUACUAAGGAGGACUUCUUUCCUGCAUUCCUCGCAGCUCACCAGGCAACGAUGACGUACGACAACAUUCGGGGAGGUUUUCGAGGUGCUGGGCUUGUUCCUUUUUAUCCCGAGGAGGUGAUCUCCCAGCUCGACAUCCGUCUUAAGACGCCAACACCCCCGAACUCACGGCCAGGCAGUGCCUACGCGUGGGUUUCCAAGACGCCGAACAACCCAAUCGAAGCCUCUUCGCAGACCACCCUUAUCAAGACCCGGAUUGCCCAGCAUCAAAAUAGCUCUCCAACGUCGCUUUUAGCUGCAGUUGAUCAGUUUGCAAAGGGCACGUCAAAGAUAAUGCAUAAGAUGGCGUUGAUGCAAGCGGAGAUACGGGACUUACGAGCGGCGAAUGAGGCACUAAGCAAGCGCCGGAGGGCAAAAAAAAAGCGACUACGGCAAGGAGGAUCGCUUACUGUGCAGGAUGGACAGGAUUUGCAAGCCCAGAAAGAUGUUGAGAUGCAGAUAAGGGAGGAAACACAGGCGGGGAGUGGUCGGAAGCCGAGGACUGAGACACGCGCGCGGCGUUGUGGCAGAUGUGGCGAGCCUGGCCAUAAUGCCCGCACCUGUCAAGGAGUUACAGAACUGCCUGAGGAAGACGAUUCCGAGUAG